Heteronotia binoei (common prickly gecko) is the source of this 954-nucleotide messenger RNA. Its product is annotated as olfactory receptor 51L1-like. Gene Ontology annotation, molecular function: G protein-coupled receptor activity; olfactory receptor activity. NCBI's taxonomy places the organism in Eukaryota, Metazoa, Chordata, Lepidosauria, Squamata, Gekkonidae. Bases 1 to 954 code for a protein of 317 amino acids. Gene Ontology annotation, biological process: G protein-coupled receptor signaling pathway. Gene Ontology annotation, cellular component: membrane. The record is from RefSeq and is a predicted model, not a curated record. The transcript has a single exon.
AUGAUGCCACCGCUUAGCAACGGCAGUGGCCCAGUCUUCCGGCUGGUGGGGUUUCCUGGGCUGGAGAGGUAUCACCGCUGGAUCUCCAUUCCUUUCUGUUCCAUCUACCUCAUCGCCGUGCUGGGGAACGGCACCAUCCUCGUUGUCAUCAAGACCAACCGAAGCCUUCAUGAGCCCAUGUACAUCUUCCUUUCCAUGUUGGCCGUCACCGACUUGGGCUUGUCUCUCUCCACGUUGCCAACGGUGCUGGGUCUCUUCUGGUUCAACAUCAGGGAGAUUGACUUCAGUACCUGCGCCGUGCAGCUCUUCUUCAUCCACACCUUCUCCUUCAUGGAGUCCUCGGUGCUCUUGGCCAUGGCUUUUGACCGCUACGUUGCCAUCUGCAGCCCCCUACAGUAUACUAGCAUCCUGACCAAUUCGGUGCUGGUCAAGAUUGGCUUGGCCGUUGCUGCAAGAAGUACAGUCAUUGUGUUCCCAACACCGUGGCUGCUCAGGAGAUACAGCUACUGCAAGAGCAACCUGCUUUCCCAUGCAUUCUGCUUGCACCAAGACGUGCUGAAGCUCUCGUGCUCCGAUUCCAGAGUGAACAGCAUCUACGGCUUGUGCGUUGUCCUCUCCACCCUGGUGGUUGACUCUUUGCUCAUUCUGCUCUCCUACGUGAAGAUCAUCCGGACCGUCACAGCCAUCGCCUCCAGGGAAGAACGCUUCAAGGCCUUCAACACGUGUGUCUCCCAUGUCUGCGUCGUCUUGAUUUUCUUCAUUCCUGUGAUUGGGGUCUCCAUGGUGCACCGUUUCGCAAGGCACAGUUCUCCCAUCGUCCAUAUCCUCAUGGCGGAUGUUUACCUCCUCGUUCCCCCUGUCCUCAACCCCAUUGUGUAUAGCGUGAAAACCCAGCCCAUCCGCAAAGGGGUCCUGGGGGCAUUUGGCAAGAGAAGGACCACCCGUUUCCAGUGA